Orussus abietinus is the source of this 1841-nucleotide messenger RNA. RefSeq names its product AP-3 complex subunit sigma-2 (gene or). The record is from RefSeq and is a predicted model, not a curated record. Gene Ontology annotation, cellular component: AP-3 adaptor complex; membrane coat; intracellular membrane-bounded organelle. Gene Ontology annotation, biological process: Golgi to vacuole transport; intracellular protein transport. Lineage: Eukaryota; Metazoa; Arthropoda; Insecta; Hymenoptera; Orussidae. Bases 83 to 658 code for a protein of 191 amino acids. The transcript is spliced from 3 exons.
AACCUCACAAGUAGACAGAGAUGACGUAGUGAACAGAAUUCCGGUUCAGUUAUUCUUCUCUAGAAACAGACAACAAUUCAGUAUGAUCAAAGCAAUUCUGGUGUUCAAUAAUCAUGGAAAACCACGACUUUCAAAAUUCUACCAAUAUUUCAACGAAGACAUGCAGCAGCAAAUUAUCAAGGAGACUUUUCAGUUGGUCUCCAAACGGGACGAUAAUGUUUGUAACUUCUUGGAGGGUGGGAGUCUUAUCGGAGGCUCCGAUUACAAGCUAAUCUAUCGACACUACGCAACGUUAUAUUUUGUGUUCUGUGUCGACAGCUCCGAGUCCGAACUCGGAAUCUUAGAUUUAAUCCAAGUGUUCGUUGAGACACUGGAUAAAUGCUUCGAGAAUGUGUGUGAAUUAGAUUUGAUCUUCCAUGUCGAUAAAGUUCAUUACAUUUUGAAUGAACUCGUAAUGGGUGGCAUGGUUCUAGAAACAAACAUGACUGAAAUACUCACAAGGAUCGAAGACCAGAAUAAACUGGAGAAACAAGAGGCUGGCAUCACGGCAGCACCGGCACGUGCCGUUUCAGCUGUCAAGAACAUGAACAUUCCACAGCAAAUAAAGGAUAUGAAACUGCCAGAUUUACCGCAGGCAAUCAAGGAUCUGAAGUUCUGACCAGCCGUCUCCUCGUUGGCUCCCAGCUGACUGGUCUCGUCUGCUAUCCCCGAAGCAGACACUGCUUCGAGGUCACUAUUCCAACCCCGUCGAGCUAGUGAGAAUGCACCGAUGCUGCCUGGCAUUUCUCCUUUCAUCAUGUCCUCGACUUCAUCCCAUCGCUACCAAGGCUAACCCCUGAAGACUACAAAGGAUCGAUUAUGGUGAACUGGUUCGCUCUGUCAUGGAACCGAUGUGCUAUGCUUUCUACAAAUUAAUCAGAGCUGAGUGAAAUUGUGCUCAAAAGACGGAUCAAGUAAUUAUUACUCUUCUAUCGAUUUAAAUAACAUUUAAUUAGCUGACAUUUACGUAGAACAUUGAAUGCAAUGUGUAAAUCAUUGUGAUUAUUUAGGUAAACUUGAUUUGAAUACGUUUCGGGGCAUGCAAAGUGGCUCAAGUUUCUAAUUGAAUGGUUGUUGAUUAUAUGGUACAAAAGUAGUGGAUAAUUACUUUUGAUUUCAGUGGAAGGGAAUUCAAUGACGUCCGCAUUCAGUGACAAGCACUCGAGGUUACAUUAUUAUAAUUUAACAUUUCAUUCACUUAUCAUUCAACUCAUCUUUAACCGAACUCUGUCAAUACCUUGUUAGUUUACUAAAAGAUAGAUUUUGUAACCAUGUCCACAUAUAUAUAACUGACAGGAUUUAAACAUUGCGAUUCAAAGGGCGUGAAAGAAGAAUGAUUAUCUGAAAUUUCUUCUGAAUGACAUCGAAGUCAUGUAACAUAAUUUAUUUCGCACUGAGAUAAAAUGGUUCUAGGGAGGUUAUAUUCAGAUAAAAAUAUUCUUACCUUUGAAAUUGUCGUUAAGAAAUCGUGAAGCAUUACCCAAGUGAAUAUUCCGAAUGAUUGUAAAUUGUAUGAUAUAAAAGUUAUACAUAACGAAGAGCACAUUGUGAGCAACAUUCAUAUUAUGUGUCAGUAUAAUUGCUCGAUUAUUUACAUUACUCUAUCAAUCACGUAAAACUAGAUCGACGUAAAUAUUAUGUAUUAUUCUUAAUAAUAUUACAUAUUAUUUAAUCUGUUCCGACACCAUACAUAAUAUUAGACAUUAAGGAGACCUACCAAUGAACGUACCUAUUGAAAACAUUGAACAUGAAUGUUACAUCGUAUGAAAGAUGUAUUUAAUAAAUAUUAUAUUGUUAAAUAA